Molecule: messenger RNA, 7015 nt
Organism: Amaranthus tricolor (Joseph's coat)
Lineage: Eukaryota; Viridiplantae; Streptophyta; Magnoliopsida; Caryophyllales; Amaranthaceae
Product: pentatricopeptide repeat-containing protein At2g16880
Exons: 1
Coding region: 136-2259 (707 amino acids)
Molecular function (GO): protein binding
Source: RefSeq, a predicted model, not a curated record
UGCUCUUUACCACCAUCGGAAUAUUGACGAGUUUCCCCCUCCAAUAGUGACUCUGCUCUUCCAACCUUAAAAGUUUAAACCCUCGGGCCUCGUCAUAUCCUCCUAUGUUUCUUCAAGCUCAACGCUUCCACAACAAUGGCGAUCACCCGAAAUACUCCACCCAACUUAUCUCUCUCUUCCCUUUUAACCCUUCUCCCUCAAUUCUUCAAAAACAACAAAUUCAACGAUUCUAAAUCUCACUUACUCUCCUUUAUUGCCUCUGAUUCUCAGCACACUCUCCACAACCACCUCCUUCAUCCUUCUUCCCACCUCCCUAAACCCACCACAGCCCUUUAUGAUUCUUCCAUUUCUGCGUACUGCCAGUCAGGGAAACACCAUUUUGCAGUUUCAAUCUUCAAGAAGAUGAAGCGUCUCAAAAUCAAACCGAAGUUGCUUACUUGUAACACUUUGCUUAAUUCACUCGUAAAGUCUCCGUCUUUUCAUUCUCUUUCAACUUGCAGAGAACUGUUUGAUGAUAUGUCUAGAAUUGGUGUCACCCCUAAUGUUAUUACUUUCAAUAUUUUGAUUAAAGGGUAUUGUUCUGUUUAUCGAUUUAAUGAUGCAUUGGAUGUUAUUAAAAUCAUGGGUGAUUUUAAUUGUUUGCCUGAUAAUAUUACCUAUAAUACAAUUUUAGAUGCUUUGUGUAAAAAGGGUAAGUUGAAUGAGGUUAAAUCUUUGUUACUUGAUAUGAAGAAUAAAGGGUUGGUUCCUAAUAAGAAUACUUAUAAUAUUUUGAUUAAUGGGUAUUGUAAAAUGGGAUGGUUGAAGGAGGCAGCUGAAAUUAUUGAUUUAAUGACUCAGAAUAAUUUGUUGCCUGAUGUUUGGACUUAUAAUAUGUUGAUUAAUAGGUUGUGUAAUGAUGGUAAGAUUGAUGAGGCUUUAAGAAAGCGUGAUGAGAUGGAGAAGUUGAAAUUGUCUCCUGAUGUGGUUACUUAUAAUACUUUGAUCAAUGUAUGCCUUAAGUGUAAAGAUGGUGAGGAGGGUUUUAGAUUGUUGGAUGAGAUGGGUCGUAGGGGACUGAUUAAGAAUACAAUUACUUACAAUAUAGUGAUUAAGUGGUAUUGUGAGCAAGGGAAGAUUGAGGACGCGGCUAAUGAACUACAUAAGAUGGAAGUGUCUGGGGUUUCUCCGGAUCGUGUGUCUUAUAAUACUUUGAUUGAUGCAUACUGCAAAAGGGGUGAUUUUGCGGAAGCUUUUAAGAUGAUGAAUCAGAUGGGUAGUAAGGGGUUGAAGAUGGAUACUUUUACAUUGAAUACGUUUCUUCGUGUUCUUUGUGAAGAUAGGAAGCUCGAUUACGCUCAGCAGCUACUUCAUGGUGCCAUUGGGCGGGGUUAUAUGCUUGAUGAAGUGAGCUAUGGCACAUUGAUCUCGGGGUUUUUUAAGGAUGAAAAGGAGGAACGAGCGUUGGAAGUUUGGGAGGAGAUGAAAGAGAAAGGAAUCAUUCCAAGUGUUGUUACUUAUAAUUCCCUCAUUGCUGGACUCUGCAAAGUAGGAAAAACCGACAAAGCUAUUAACAAGUUGAAUGAACUUCUAGAUAAUGGAUUAGUUCCUGAUGAAACUACGUAUAACACGAUCAUUCAUGGUUACUGCUGGGAAGGUAAGGUUGAGCAAGCAUUUCAGUUUCACAACAAAAUGGUUGAAAAUGGCUGUAAGCCUAAUGUUUAUACAUGUAAUAUUCUUCUGACUGGGCUUUGCUCGGAUGGAAUGCUAGAAAAAGCUAUUAAGCUUUUUAAUAUGUGGAUCUCAAAAGGCAAAGAAGUUGAUACAGUUACCUAUAAUACAUUGAUAGCAAGUCUAUGCAAGGAAGGAAGACUUGAAGAUGCCUUGAACCUUGUCAAGGAUAUGAAAGAAAAUAAGUUGCAACCAGAUCAGUAUACCUAUAAUGCCAUUUCCACUGCCCUUAUGAAUGCGGGGAGAAUAACAGAAGCCGAAGAACUCAAGGAAAGAAUUCCUCAGGCUGGAAAGUCACAUAUUGUUUCCAUGUCGACUGAAAAGGAUGUAACAAUUGAGAGUGAUGUGGUUAGAGUGGAAUCAAGUUCAGAUUCUGAGGACUUUUCAAAGAAGAUAAAUCAGCUAUGUUCAGAGGGUAAGUACAAGGAAGCGAUGAGCAUAUAUCAAGACGCUACUCAGGAAGGAAUAGCGGUGAAUAAGACAACUUAUUUCACUUUGAUCGAGGGGCUUCUGAAGAGGAAAAAAGCUAUAUCAAAGGCAGCUCAUUGACACUUGGUAUUUUGAUGUUUUAUAAUGGCCAAAUUGGUUCCAUGGCUCGGGAGAUGAAUGGAUGAUUUACCAAGAAUCUAGAGGAGGUAAUUAUUCUAAUAAAUGAAGACAUAUUUCUUGUCUUUCUCCAUUUAAUUACGUUAGAUAUGUGUGCUUGGUUCUUGGGUUUGACAAACAGUGCAAGCUGUUCUUUUUCUCUUCCUGCUCAACAUGGAGCCUUUUUUUCUUCUGUCCAUAAUGAUGUUAAUUUGUUGGCAAAGGGAUUUAUUUAACAAAUUAGAUAGCAUUUUUUUUGGCAUUUGCAUGAAACAUGUGUUGACAUACAUCAAACUAGUCAGGCAAGACUCGCCUCUUAUGCCCUUGAGUGCCUUAAUUCUUUGAAAUGUAUUUAUGUGUGAUCACUUUAAGGAAUUGGUUUUUCAGGAGGAUGAUAAAGUGAUGGUUUAUGUGAAGGGUUUAUUUGAGUAGAAUUUAUAAAGGCUAGAAUGUGAUAGAUUAUUGCGCUAAAAAUUAAUGUGUACUUACCUAUCUGCGCACACAAUGUUGUAAAGGUUUUUAACGUUACCGUGAUUACAGUAUAGACCAUGUUGUAAAGGUUUUUAACGUUACCGUGAUUACAGUAUAGACCAUGAGAACCGCAAAACUUAAAAUAUUGACCUCAAAAAUGUGUCAUCGUUAUUGCAAUCAUGAGUUUUAUUAUUAAAGUUCAUUUAAAAUUUUGUUAUGCACAAUAUUAUGCGUUACAGUUCUAUUUAUGCUCUAUAUUAUGGUUCUUUUCUUGAAGGAUCCAAUGAUUUAUAAUUCUUUUUCUUUCACAUUAUAAUGGACUAUUAUUAAGUGGCUCAUUAAAUUCUGUGUAGUUUAUUCAUAUGAAAUCUUAGAUGAUAUUUCUAUCCAUUAACGACCUCUUUGUUAUUGCAAGUAUCCUUAGUAACACUGUGUAUGCCCGACCCCUCAUACCUUGCUUAGGUGGGAGCCAUGUAAUGGAAAGGGGUGAUGUAUUUGCUCUAUACUAAGUAAUACUUUUAGCUUUGAGCUGAUGUUUCCGAGAGUUAAGUGGCGAUGUGCUUCUAACAUGAACAAUGCUAAUUGUGUCAAGUGCAGAGGCAUUAGCCCUUUAUCAUUAAACAGAAAUAAUCAAGAGGCUCAUAAGAAUAUCCGACAAUAUCAUCUAUUAGGCUGCUUACGAAUGUCAAAUGUUGGUAGAUUCAUGCUAAUUCAUUUAUUGUCUGCUAAUGUUAGAAGAUUUAGACACAAGAGUUUUGAACUACUAAGGAUACCUCUUACUUAUAUGCCUAAUUAUGUAGGUUUCACUCUUUCAAUGUUCCAUGAAAAAUUUCCUUUUCUUUCAAUCCGAUGUUUCCGUGAACUCUGAUAUAAGUAGGAGUUUCAUCAAACAUUUUAAGGUACUUUGUUCGUUAGAUAUUGUCCUUUCGGAUCAUCUGAUUGUUUUCUCCUUCAAUUUACUGUCAGAAGUCCUGUCUUGAAGAUGCACUUGAAGUUCUCAUUCUAGAUUUUGAAGUCUUGCUAUUGAUAUUUCACAUGGAAAUGCACGAGAGAUUAAGCCUUUUUAUCAGUUACAUAGUAGACUAGUUUUGUAGUGAUGUUGUCGAUAUCUGGAACUUCGUUUUAAAAGCGUGUCACGUUUUGCGUCUCGUGCGCCUUGAGCCCAGGCUUGACUGUAAACGCCUUAGCUAGGUGAGGCGAAGUCCACUACUAGAGGCGUGCGCCUAGGAAUCCUCUGUGGGCUUUGUGUCUGAUGCUCCUCCUUGUUGGACUAGGUAAUUAAAUUAUGCUUGAUUGUUUGAAAUAUAAAGAAAAUUAAAAACUCUAAUUUACUUGAAUAUGAAGUUUUAAACCAUUGCUUCUUUCAGAUAAAUAAAAAGUAGUGAAGAAGAAGUAAACACCUUUGUUAUUCUUAAUAUUUUAUAUAAUAGUUAUGUGCUAAAGUGGUAUUUACCGCUAGGAUAAUGAAUGAUUUUAAGCUUGUUGAUACUAAAAUAUGCAUGACAUUUUUAUAUGUUUUAAUAGUGAUUUUUAAGUUUAGCGAAAAAGUGCUCUUCGCCUAUAGAAAGCUCACGCUUUCACCCUAAACUUUACGUGAUCUUUUGCGCCUCGGUCCGCUUCGCAGUUUUUGCAUUCUUUAAAACUAAGAUCCAGAAUAAUUUUAUGGUACAUCAAUUACUUAUUUAGUUUGUUGAAACCUGCUUUGUUUAUGCUGUAUUGAAAAUUCGUUGUGAGUUCGGACAUGUUUUCUAUGUGUAUGCUAAUUGAAAUGUGUUAUUGUGUAAAUUUUGACCGUUUUGUUGGUACUAAUUGGUGGUAAUAGAAAUAUUUUAUUGUGUAAAUUUUCAAGAAAUGUAUAUGUCAUUUCUAUGGUAAAACUGAUCAUAAAUGGAAAUUUGUUCACAAAUUUAUGUUAUCACCUAAUACAAUCUUUUCAAAAGGGUGAUACUUUGUGAAACAGUCGCAUUAUUAAUGAGACUUUAUUAGUCAUUUUUAGCGCCUAAUUUUUUUUUUAUAUUUGUUCAUUACUAAUUAAAAUUUAAUUAGUGAUGGUAGUCAUUUGAAGAUAUCUACGGUGAUUAGGAACUUGUUAGUUCGUAAUGUAGUUAUGAACUGUGACAAGUACGUAAACUUUGGAGGUAAAACAUAAAGUUGAGCAACUACCCUUAAUGUUUCGAGAUAAUUAUAAUACUUACCGAAAACAUUAUUUACCCAUGUUGAAAAUAAAUUAAAUAUUUCAUAAAACUAUACAAGUGAUUUUAAGCAUGAAACACAAGUUGCCUAACUUGUGAAAUGUACAACAAUUUGUACCCAAACUUUAAACAACCAUAGUAACCUUUCCUAUACUAUAAUAGAUCAAAUUGAGGAUGAAAAUCACCUCCCAACAACUAAAACCAACCAGCUAUCGUUACCCUAUUUUCCUCCAUUACAUGCACGUUGUUCACUUACACACACAAGCUAAAUGUUCUACCUAAGACCCCCUCUUGUCCUAGUCAAUGAUGAGUAUCAUUACUAGCAUGCAAGAGUCAAGAAAAGGAGCAAAAGUAACCCACCAAACAACCAUAAAGCUGUGUGCUAUCCUCCUCAUUCACUCACCAUUUUCACUUCAACACACUCACAAAUUCGUUCAAACGUCUUCCUUCAAAAACCUCUACAAGUCCUACAUGUUUUCUACUUCAAAAUCUCAGUAAAACCAUUUGAAAAACACCUAUUUUAGAGCAUAAAAGCUGCUGUCCAGACUAAUAAAUCAUCAUAUACUCCUCAAAGUAUUCAUAUAAACACGUCUAAGGUCAUCUCUAAUCAUCUCCAACAAAAACACUUUCAUUUCCUUACAAAAACACUUACAAAAAGACUAUCUAUAUAAAGUUUAUGAACAUAAAAAAUUCAUAAAAUUAUUAUUCAUGUUAUUAUACUUCAUCCAUACCACUUUGGAGUAUUCUUACAAGGUAUUCUAAAUUUAAGUUUACAAACUUUGUUUUUAUAACUUAUACUAGAACAAGUAUAUAUAAAAACUAUUUUUGUAUGAAAUCUUUCUCAUAAAUCAAGUAUGUUAUAAAGAUAUAUUUUAUGACUAAAAAGAGGAAAAAUUAUCGCUUAUAUAAAUCUAUAAAAAGUGGAAACUAAGAAAAUGUAUUUCUGCAAACUUAUAAAUUUUGUUACUUAAAGGAUUUAAGUAAAAUUAUGGGACUUGAUUAAGUAUGUUGCUCAACAUAAUAAGUAUACUCCAAAUAUGUUAAAAUCAUCACAAGUAUUAGUUUAACAACUCCAACUACGGAAAGUUAAGUGCAUGUUAGAAAUUCAAAAUUAUUAUUGAUUUUUGGAUGAAUGCAAUAUGUUUAGUUGAAGAGUUGGAGUUGAGACUUGAAAGACAAGGACCCGAAGUUAGAACCACUUCUAAGAACGCAUAAGUGCUUACUUGGGAGCUUACGGAAUACUUAUAUAGGUUUGGAGUCAAGUUAUGUCACAUGGGUGAUUUUUAAAGAAUUUAAGAACAAGUUAGGAAAGUUUGUGCGUAAACUUGUUUUUAAAAAUAAAAUUUCCAAAGAGAAGUUCUUAAAUCUUGAAAAAUGAUGUCAAAAUGAGUAUGAAAUAAUUUAUUACAUGUAUUAUUAUUGUGGACAUCAUGCAUAUUGAUUUUAUGAAUUGUUGUAUGUUUAAAGGCAUGUUUAACACUACUUUGUGAAAGUUAUUGUGAUGGAAAUGAUUAUAUGAACUUUGAAAAUGUUUGAAAUUCAUUUUAAAAGUAAUUUCCAGUAGCUAUAUGUUAAGAAAAUCUCUUGGAUAUUUUUUGUUGAAAAAUAUUUUAAUGGAUUUUAAGGUGUUAAAUGCUCUUAUUAUAAAACAUGGUAUUAGAUAAAAUCGUGUUAUAAUGUCUCCAACAAGAUUUUGCCAAAAUAUAUUUAGUUUGGAAUUUUUCAUGAUUUAUUAGUAAUCGUUAAAUUGAUUAUCGGUAAAUUGUGAAAUAGUAAAAUAUGAAAUAAUUACCAAAUAAAGACACAUGGACUUGAAAUUUUUAUCACAUACUCAUAUGGAUAGUAAAUAAAAUUAGUAAAAGUUUGGGAAGAUUUUGUUGACGUUUAAGGACCUUAAUAAUUUUUACUCGCUUAUUAAUAAUCUGUAAGUUAGAAAACGGUAAAAUAUAAAAUAAAUACUAAAUGACAUCUUUUGGACAUGAAAAUUUUAUGAGACACUUAUAUAAACAAUAUAUACAUGUACAAAAAUUGAUAUGGAUUUUCGUAAUCAUAUAUGG